AUGGCUGAUAGAUACUCAUUUUCGCUAACAACAUUUUCCCCUAAUGGUAAGCUGGGACAGAUCGACUAUGCCUUCACCGCUGUAAAGCAAGGUAUCACAUCGAUAGGAGUUAAGGCUACUAAUGGUGUAGUCAUUGCAUCAGAGAAAAAGUCCUCAUCGCCACUUGCCCUCACUGAAACGCUAUCGAAAAUCUCUCUAAUAACUCCAGAUAUAGGCGCUGUUUACUCUGGUAUGGGACCUGACUAUAGAGUUUUAAUCGACAAAUCCAGAAAAGUGGCCCACACGCAUUAUAAAAGAAUAUAUGGCGAGUAUCCUCCAACGAAACUACUUGUUUCCGAGAUUGCGAAGAUCAUGCAAGAGGCUACGCAAUCUGGGGGUGUUCGUCCAUUUGGUGUGUCCUUACUUGUUGCUGGGUAUGAUGAACACAGUGGAUAUGGACUAUAUCAGGUUGAUCCAUCUGGUUCGUACUUCCCAUGGAAGGCAACUGCUAUCGGGAAAGGCUCAGUAGCGGCAAAAACAUUUUUGGAGAAGAGAUGGAACGAUGAACUCGAAUUGGAAGACGCCAUUCAUAUUGUUCUAUUAAGUCUAAAAGAGUCUGUGGAAGGUGACUUCAAUGGAGAUACGAUCGAACUCGCAGUUAUUGGUGAAGAGAAUAAAGAUUUGCUUGGUUACACCGGUAUUCCAACCGACAAGGGUCCGAGAUUUAGAAAAAUGUCUGCACAAGAAAUCAAUGAUAGACUAGAUGCAUUGUGA
This is a messenger RNA of Zygotorulaspora mrakii, 753 nucleotides long. RefSeq names its product proteasome core particle subunit alpha 2 (gene PRE8). Gene Ontology annotation, cellular component: proteasome core complex, alpha-subunit complex; proteasome core complex. Gene Ontology annotation, biological process: ubiquitin-dependent protein catabolic process. NCBI's taxonomy places the organism in Eukaryota, Fungi, Ascomycota, Saccharomycetes, Saccharomycetales, Saccharomycetaceae. The transcript has a single exon. The record is from RefSeq and is a predicted model, not a curated record. Bases 1 to 753 code for a protein of 250 amino acids.